UCUUCUAUGUGAGCAGUGAGUGUAUUUUCUCUCCUCCUUCACAACCAAUUUAGCACACGGUUUCCUAUUCCUUAACCAGGAAGCUGAAUUUUACAUAUAUAGCCACAUUUUCCUCUCUUUCAUUACAAAUUCAACCUUAAAUUCAACAGCUUGAAAAUGGAUGUGAAAAUUGGAAAAUUCUUCGAAUCGAUCGGCGAUUUCUUUACGGGUGGAGAUCAAAUUCCUUGGUGCGAUUCUGAUAUAGUCGCUGGAUGUGAACGUGAAGUCGCUGAGGCAGAAAAAGGUUCAUCUGAUGAACUUAAAAGUGAAUGCAUUAUGCGUUUGUCUUGGGCUCUUGUUCACUCAAGAAGGCCUGAAGAUAUACAGCGUGGGAUAGCAAUGCUUGAAGCUUCUUUGGGUGGCAGUAACAGUCCCCUGCAAAUGAGAGAAAAACUUUAUCUUCUGGCUGUUGGUUACUAUAGAAGUGGGGACUUUCCAAGAAGCAGGCAGCUUGUUGAUCGUUGUUUGGAGAUUGCACCAGAUUGGAGGCAGGCGUUGACCCUCAAGAAAACAAUUGAAGAAAAAAUUACUAAAGAUGGAGUUAUUGGCAUUGGCAUCGCUGCUACUGCUGUUGGAGUUUUGGUCGGCGGAAUUGCAGCUGCGUUGGCCCGCAAGAAUUGACUUGCCAUAAACACCACUAGUGUGCAUAUUGA
Molecule: messenger RNA, 692 nt
Organism: Lycium ferocissimum
Lineage: Eukaryota; Viridiplantae; Streptophyta; Magnoliopsida; Solanales; Solanaceae
Product: mitochondrial fission 1 protein A-like
Exons: 5
Coding region: 157-660 (167 amino acids)
Biological process (GO): mitochondrial fission; autophagy of mitochondrion; peroxisome fission
Cellular component (GO): mitochondrial outer membrane; peroxisomal membrane
Molecular function (GO): protein binding
Source: RefSeq, a predicted model, not a curated record